Neurospora hispaniola is the source of this 1831-nucleotide messenger RNA. Its product is annotated as alpha/beta-hydrolase. The transcript has 5 exons. The record is from RefSeq and is a predicted model, not a curated record. Lineage: Eukaryota; Fungi; Ascomycota; Sordariomycetes; Sordariales; Sordariaceae. Bases 291 to 1745 code for a protein of 484 amino acids.
AUCACUCGUGUGCGCCUUGCUCUUCUUCAAUCUCAGGUCCGCGAGCACCCUGGCACUUCGCCCGUUCGCCGCCGCAGAAGAAGCAUCUCGACGGCUGUGGCAUACGCCGGAUCCAAGGACGGAGUUCCUCUUUUCGCCAAGCAGAGGGUCGUUCGCGUUGCUCUCUGAGGAAGGCUUCAUUUCUUUGAUCACCUCAUCUCUCGGCACUACUUUCUCUUUUCUUACAGCCUCUGUGGCCUUGGAUUACUACUUUUUUUUGGUCUGGCUCAUAUCAUUGGUCCUCAUCCACCAUGUCUCCUCAUCAGGUCAACAAUGAUCAGCAGCAGGAGCAGAAGCAGGGUUCUUCGGCGGGAGGCGGCGGGAUUUCAUUCAAGGCUCCGCCUGGUUAUGGUGGGUUGGGCGGAUUAGGCAAAAGUCCCAAACACUGGCUCAUGGGCGACGAGGCGUUUGAGGCGAGAAUGCCUCAUCAUGAUGGAGUACAGGCACUGUGGGAGACCAAGUGGAAAUUCCCAUGCUCCAAAUCUCUCUACCCCUUUCACGACGGUCUCUAUGCCGACUUCGCUCCCUCCUUCGACGCCCUCAUCAAGGCUAACCACAACGACAUGACCUCCCCCGCCUGGACCACUACCUUUCUCUCCACGGGCGUAGCCGAACAGCUGGUCGAUCAGGGUGACAAACUCGUGGCUGAGCUCAAUAACGUUGAACCCCCGGGACGUCUCCAGCCAGAGCAGCAGCAGCAGCAGCAGAGACGCAGACAACUCCGCGAGCAAGCCUCGUCGCUCUACCUCCGGGCCUGCUGCCUUUACCGCAUCGCCCGCUUCCCCUACAUCACUUCCUUCCCCAAGGUGAACGACCAGACCAAGUGGGAUGCCUGGGAGAAGCAGAAGGAGAUUUAUCUAAAGGCGGGCCAACUGUGGGAGGAAAGCCCCGUGGAGGAAGUCAAAGUGGCCUAUCUCGACAGACGGAUGCAACAAGGCGAAGGGCAGUGGAUCCCCGUUUACGUUAGGGUCCCUCCUGCUGGUACUUCCUCCCCCUCUACCGGUAGUGGCUACCCAACCGUCAUCCUCAUGACCGGCUUGGACGGGUACCGUCCGGACAACACCGUCCGCUGCAACGAGUUUCUCGCCCGCGGAUGGGCGGUGGUGGUGGUGGAGAUCCCAGGGACGGCGGAUUGUCCUGCUGACCCGGCGGACCCGGAGAGCCCUGACAGGCUGUGGGAGAGCUUGCUGCAGUGGAUGGGCACCCACCAGUAUCGCGGAGAGAGGGCGUUUGAUAUGAAGAGGGUCAUGGUCUGGGGGUUGAGCGCUGGUGGGUAUUAUGCGGUGAGGAUUGCGCACACGCAUAGUCAUAGACUGGCGGGUGUGGUGGCGCAGGGGGCGGGGGUUCAUUACUUUUACGACAAAAAGUGGAUGGAGAAGGUGGACGGGCAUGAGUAUCCUGCUCAACUGACGCCCGCUUUCGCUAUGAAGCAUGGGUACAGCUCCGUUGAGGAGUUCAAGGCUGGAGUGCAGAAGAAGUUCUCCUUGUUGGAGAAUGGGAUUCUGGCUAAGCCUUCGACAAGGCUUUUGUUGGUCAAUGGUACCCAAGACGGGUUGAUGCCCAUCGAAGAUUCCAUGAUGUUGCUUGAAUACGGCUCGCCCAAAGAGGCUCGCUUUUUCACUGGUGCUUUGCACAUGGGAUAUCCCCUGGCAAACUCGGCUGUCUACCCUUGGAUGGAAAGUGUCAUGGCUUUCGUCAGAGAGUAGUCUCUGCUGCAAGAACGACAGUUUAGCUGUGACGGUAUGCACUCCCUCGGAACAUGUCAGAAAGAAACCGAACAGCGCAACACUUU